AUGGCCGGCCAACAGAAUGUGAAGCAGCUUAAGGACUGCUCAGUGUCCAACGCACUAGGCACAUGGGUAUUCUCUGUUGCUGGUGCUUUGCUUGCAAUACCAGUGGGGAUAAAACGCAAAUCACUGGCACCCCUUGUGUUUUUUGGCACAACUGGUACCAUGAUUGAUAUUAUCAUGGGAAUUAGCGCCUGUGAACGAGAACAUGCAGAACGUCAAAUGAAGCUUUUGGAAGACCAAAGUUCUGUAGCUGCUGGUGCUUUAGCAGAUGUUGGAGCUGAGUCUUGA
This is a messenger RNA of Ilex paraguariensis (yerba mate), 285 nucleotides long. Lineage: Eukaryota; Viridiplantae; Streptophyta; Magnoliopsida; Aquifoliales; Aquifoliaceae. The record is from the annotation of a GenBank genome assembly.